GCUGCCAGAGUGUGUUGCUUCCAGCCUUCCUUUCCAGCCGUCUGGACCCGAACUUCUACCGGUCUGCUUCCUCACGACAGCACCAGAGAUGUCUGAAAUAAAGAGAAAGAAGAAGCAAAGAAAGAAGCUGUAGGCUCAUGUACGACGGAGUUGGACAGCUGGGUGACCGACUCCAGGAAGCUCUCCUGCUGCAGCUGUUAGCCAAGGUGUCUCCACAGUCGAUGAUGGAAACACCAGAAGUCUUCUCACUUUACUGGAGGAAGUCCACUUCUCCUCCGGGCUGCUGCUGCCUUCAACUUCUCCUCGACGCACCACUUCAGUUCAUUUCGGACUGGAUACGACGAGCAGCUUUUACAACAACAACAUGGCUCUCCUUCCAAGAACAUUGCUACCACUGUUUCUCCACCUGUGCAUCCUCAACUGGACUGCGUGGGCCAAAGUGGAGCUGACUAUGCAUGAGGGCGUUGAGGUGUACCUGGGUGACUCGGCCCAGAUCCCAUGCCAGUACAACUUCACCGACAUCGCCAGCAAGCCUCGCUUUGUCAUGAUCCAGUGGUUUGUGAGAGCUGCAAGUAACGGCGCACGGAUGCGGAUCUUCUACGGCGACGGCACUCAGCAGAUGGUGGACGAGAACACAGACUACAGCGGUCGCAUCGAGGUGACUUCAGAGCAGCAGGGAUCUCAACUCACCAUCCAAGAUGUCCAGCUCUUUGACGAGAGGGAAUUCUUCUGCCAGGUUAACGGGCUGGCUGCUGGGAAUGCCGAGGGCAAGACCAACCUCAGAGUGUUUGCUCCUCCAGAGGCUCCAGUGAUCGAAGGUGUCCUUCCAGGAAUAUCCGUGACCAACGAGGUGCCGUCCAAGGUUGCAUCAUGUGAGGCUCGCAACGGUUUCCCUAAACCCAACAUCACCUGGUACAGGAACAGCAUUCCACUGAUGUCUGCACCAGGACAUGUGAACGUGUUGAUCCUGGUGACCCGGGAGUCCAGUAACUUCUACUCCGUCCAGAGCACUCUGGAGUACAAGGUAGUUAAAGAGGACAAGGACGCUCAUUUCUCCUGUGAGGUCAGCUUCUUUGUCCCGGGAGCCAUCAGGACGGUCGAAUCCAACAGCAUCAACAUCACUGUCCACUACCCCACCACCAUGGUGGAGCUGUGGAAGGAGUCGCCCCAGGGCUUGGUCAAAGAGGGGGAUACUGUGGAGCUGCGUUGCCAGGGUGACGGCAACCCCCCGCCGCCCUUCGUUUUCAACAGAGAACAAGAGCUGGACGUGGACCUGGAGAGUAACCACGGUGACGUGUUGAUGCUGUCGCCAGUGUCACGGAAAGACAGCGGCAUCUACCAGUGUCGCCCUCUGGACGCCGACGGCUCCACCGACGUCAAAGGAGAAAUGCAGCUCACUGUGCACUACUUGGACCCGGCCGUGGUGGUACCUAAAGACUCAGAGAUCAUGCUCAAAGGAGAAGAUCUGACUGCGACCUGCAACGCUCUGUCGUCCCUUAAAACAGCCACCGUCUGGUACAAGGAUGGGAAGCAGGUGGGUGUGGGGAACACGUUGCACCUGAAGGACGCCACCUACGAGACGACAGGAGAGUACAUGUGUGAGGUGACCGUUCCCUCGCUGCCCGCCCUGCACACCAGCGGCUCCGUCCACAUCAUCGUCCAAGGUGUUCCCCAGCUGGUGGGCGUGGAGCAGGAGGUGCAGCUGGAGGAGGCGACGGACAGGAUGGUGAACCUGAGCUGUGAGGCUCAGGGUCAUCCGCCACCCAGCAUCACCUGGAACAUCAUCGGCAGCCAGAACUGGCACGAGGUGGUGAGCAGGGCGAGCGAGCACACGGCCUACAGCGUGGUGUCCGUCAAAGUCACCUCGGACAUCAGCGCUCUGUGCAACGCGUCCAACGACAUGGGCACUGAAGUCAAAGCCUUCAGCGUCAAAGCCAUUCCCCGAGUGACUUCAGCUGCUCCCUUCUCUCCUGCUGAAGGCAGCGGCGUGAUCAUCGUGGUGAUCAUACUGUGUCUGCUGCUGCUCGCCAUCCUCGGCAGCGUCCUCUACUUCCUGCAUAAGAAGGGGAAGAUCCCCUGCGGACGCUCAGGGAAACAGGAGAUCAGCACCAAAGAGAAGACCACCAAAGACGACAUCGUCGUGGAGAUGAAGACCAACACGAAGAACGAGGAAGCUGUCCUCCUAAAGGCCGUCAACGGAGACAAGAAGGGCCCCAAUGACCAGUAAAGCCCCUGACGGUUCAUCAGUGAUGUCGUGCAGCAGGAAGCAGCACAACAUGAAGCCAGCAGUCAGUGAGUGAGUGAUGCUGCCACUGAUCUGAGACCUGUAGGGUAACACCACCUCACAGUCCGGACAUUCCCCCAUCAUGCUUUUCUUCUCAGCAGUAUUCAGUAGAUACACACACAUCACACACACACACAUCCACACCUUACACACACACACAGGUAUGUAUGUACAGAUGUUCUUUUGAAUGAGUGUUUGCUUCCCCGACGUUCAUUUUGUUUUGUACUGUUUCCUCAAACUGUGUUCAGCUCUCGGCGGUUGUUCAGCGUGCGUUCGAUGGUGUCUCUCACGUGUGCAUCAUCAACUUUUCUUUUUUUCAAUGAAAGUGUAUAUAUUAUAUAUAUAUUUUGUUAUUUAAGAUAUUUUGGCACUCAGAUUUUCAUUUCAUGGUGUAGCGUUUCUGGGGUCAUGUGCAUGUUGAUCAUGGAGUCCAGGCGAGUUUCAGGACAGGACGUGAUGUCAGAGACCAAAACGCCAGCUGCUCCUCUGUGGCGGCUCUUUACUGUUGGUUCACAGUCACACUGAGGGAAGGCUCGCCAGUGUGUUUACUCUUGAUUGACAACAAUAUUUGCAGAAAUUGAUGUUUAAAUUCACCAAAAAAUGACAAAUACUCUGAGGUGUUUCCCCCAGAAUCACUUAAAAAUACGCAGGAUAAUCAGUCAGACACACUGGCAGCCUUCUUCUGCAAACUGCUGUCAAGCCCUUGUACUGUUUGUAAAUACAUGGUAGUGUACAGACCUGCUAGAGGAGGCCUUGGACUGUUACUGAAGGUGAAAAAGGUCAAAGGUUAGUGAUCUGCUGUGCCUGUGUUUUGAGGAUGCAUCAUACACUGAAUUUGUUUUGUUUCUUUGGUUUGGUGUUUUCUUUGUGUUUCCACUGAGAGCUCGUUGGGCCUGAAGAAGCGUCCCAGUGUUAGUGCAUGUUUCAUAUGUUUACUUCACAUAGAGCGCUGCUGACCGUUCUGCCAUACUGGUCAACUUUGAGACCUUAAAAAAAGGGAGGAAAAAAAAAGAAAAUUGGAAUAAAAAUAAAGAAA
This is a messenger RNA of Sebastes umbrosus (honeycomb rockfish), 3320 nucleotides long. RefSeq names its product melanoma cell adhesion molecule a (gene mcama). The coding region runs from base 365 to 2227 and encodes 620 amino acids. The transcript is spliced from 19 exons. Gene Ontology annotation, cellular component: plasma membrane. Gene Ontology annotation, biological process: angiogenesis. The record is from RefSeq and is a predicted model, not a curated record. NCBI's taxonomy places the organism in Eukaryota, Metazoa, Chordata, Actinopteri, Perciformes, Sebastidae.